This is a messenger RNA of Paramisgurnus dabryanus, 1116 nucleotides long. RefSeq names its product zinc finger BED domain-containing protein 4-like. Gene Ontology annotation, molecular function: protein dimerization activity. Lineage: Eukaryota; Metazoa; Chordata; Actinopteri; Cypriniformes; Cobitidae. The record is from RefSeq and is a predicted model, not a curated record.
GACAAUGCAUCCAACAUGAUCCUAAGUGCCCAGCUACUCCACCUUCGCCAUGUCCCAUGUUUUGCUCAUACUUUAAAUUUGAUUGUGAAAAAGGCCCUAGAUCAAACCCCAGUCAUCAAUGAAAUACGCCAGAAGGCCAGAAAGAUAGUGGGGUUGUUCAGAUCCAGCUGCAAAGCAAAGGACAAGCUUGUGGAGAUGCAGGGCUUGAUGGGAAGACCAACCCUGAAACUGAUACAGGAGGUUGACACGAGAUGGAACAGCACAUUUGACAUGCUACAGCGCUUGUAUGACCAACGUGAACCAGUGGCUGCUGCACUUUCCAACUUAAACAAUGACACUGCUCCCCUGACAAGUAUUGAUUAUGACAUUAUUCAACAAUCAUUGUCAGUACUGCAACCAUUCAAAUUCGCAACAACAGAGAUGUCAGAGGAAAAGAGAGUGUCUGCCUCAAAGCUUAUACCACUGUACAGGAUGUUGCAGCACAAGCUUGCACAGAAAAAAGGAAAUGCAACGCAGGAAUCAACUAUACAAUUAGGCUCACAUCUGCAAGAAGGUCUUCACUCCAGAUGUGGAGGUUAUGAGGGUUUUAGAGCCUUGGCACUGGCUACACUGCUGGACCCAAGGUUCAAAAAUGUGGCAUUUGGAAAUGCUGGCAAAGCCCAGGAAGCUGAAAAGCACAUCACACUGGAGUGUGCUUCGCUGAUGCGUUCAAACACAAAUCCUGAGCCAGAAAUGUCAACAUCAGACCCAUCAUCAUCAUCACCAUCAACAUCAACACCAGUAGAAACACAGGACAGUUUAUGGGACCUUUUUGAUACUCGUAUCCAUCAAACCCAGAUGAUACACAAUGCUACAGCUGAUGCCACAGUGGAAGUAAAAAAAUACAUCAACGAUGCGUAUUUGCCCAGAACUCAUAAUCCACUAACUUACUGGAAAGAGAGAGCAGUAAUCUUUCCUCAUUUGUAUGUCCUUGCAAAAAAGUAUCUUUGUAUGCCAGCAACAAGUGUCCCUUGUGAGAGGAUUUUUUCAAAGGCUGGAGAAAUUAUCUGUAAAAAAAGAAGUAGGCUAAGUCCUUCCACAGCAGAGAAAUUAAUAUUUUUGAAUAAAAAUCUCUAA